UCCUUUUAGCUCGUCCCAUUUCUUCAGCAUGCCUGAGCCAGCGAAGUCCGCGCCCGCACCGAAGAAGGGCUCCAAGAAGGCGGUGACCAAGGCGCAGAAGAAGGACGGCAAGAAGCGCAAGCGCAGCCGCAAGGAGAGCUACUCGGUGUACGUGUACAAGGUGCUGAAGCAAGUGCACCCCGACACGGGCAUCUCCUCGAAGGCCAUGGGCAUCAUGAACUCGUUCGUGAACGACAUCUUCGAGCGCAUCGCGGGCGAGGCGUCGCGCCUGGCGCAUUACAACAAGCGCUCGACCAUCACGUCCCGGGAGAUCCAGACGGCCGUGCGCCUGCUGCUGCCAGGCGAGCUGGCCAAGCACGCCGUGUCCGAGGGCACCAAAGCCGUCACCAAGUACACCAGCUCCAAGUGAGUUCAUCUAACUCAC
Molecule: messenger RNA, 424 nt
Organism: Apodemus sylvaticus (European woodmouse)
Lineage: Eukaryota; Metazoa; Chordata; Mammalia; Rodentia; Muridae
Product: histone H2B type 1-C/E/F/G/I
Exons: 1
Coding region: 29-409 (126 amino acids)
Cellular component (GO): nucleosome
Molecular function (GO): protein heterodimerization activity; structural constituent of chromatin; DNA binding
Source: RefSeq, a predicted model, not a curated record